Molecule: messenger RNA, 489 nt
Organism: Nicotiana tabacum (common tobacco)
Lineage: Eukaryota; Viridiplantae; Streptophyta; Magnoliopsida; Solanales; Solanaceae
Source: RefSeq, a predicted model, not a curated record
AUGAGUUCCAAAGAUUUCAAUUCAUUUGACAAGUCCUUUUUAGAUCUGGAGAGGGGCGAUAGAGCUCUUUCAUCUNGUAAAGGCACUUGGGGAAAACUGCUCGAUACUGAAGGUGAAUCUCAUCUUGAUAGAAAUGAUCCGAACUACGACAGUGGUGAGGAGCCAUAUGAGCUUGUAGGAACUGCUGUGUCUGAUCCAUUAGAUGAUUAUAAGAAAUCAGUAGUAUCAAUUAUAGAGGAAUACUUCAGCACUGGUGAUGUGGAACAGGCUGCGUCUGAUCUCAAGGAAUUAGGUUCAACCGAGUACCACCCAUAUUUUAUUAAGAGGCUUGUUUCUAUGGCAAUGGAUAGGCAUGACAAGGAGAAGGAAAUGACUUCAGUUCUUCUUUCUGCUCUUUAUGCUGAUGUAAUCAGCCCUACCCAGAUCAGCCAGGGGUUUUACAUGCUUCUGGAGUCUGCUGAUGACUUGUCAGUGGACAUACCAGAUACU